Linderina pennispora is the source of this 1125-nucleotide messenger RNA. Its product is annotated as Cupredoxin. NCBI's taxonomy places the organism in Eukaryota, Fungi, Kickxellomycota, Kickxellomycetes, Kickxellales, Kickxellaceae. The record is from RefSeq and is a predicted model, not a curated record. The coding region runs from base 1 to 1125 and encodes 374 amino acids. The transcript is spliced from 4 exons. Gene Ontology annotation, molecular function: copper ion binding; oxidoreductase activity.
AUGCGUAUUUCAAACAGCAUUGUCCUUUUCGCUGCUGCUACUGCUUGUGCUGCACAGGCCAAACAAGUUGUCCAUGACUGGGACAUUGCUUAUCUCACUACCAGCCGUGGCCUGGACCAGGCGCCUAAGCGUGGCAUCACUGUCAACGGAAAGUUCCCUCUGCCUGUUGUCGAAGCCGAAAUUGGCGAUUUACUUAUUCUCAACGUUCACAACUCGCUCGAUCCCCGCCAAACUGGUCUGCCCCUUGAUCCGCCGCCUCAUGGUCUAGUCAAUGGCUUCAAUGGGAAUCAGACAAAGCCGAUCAGAUUCGAGCCUGGAAAGACCUACCGCAUCCGCCUUGUCCCGAUGACCGGCUUCCCAGCCAUGGAGUUUUCUAUCGAUGACCACGAGCUGAUACUGUAUGAAAUCGACGGUGCCCGCACGAAGCCUAAGGCUCUGAGGACUAUUCGUAUGACUCCUGGCGAGCGUGCCUCGGUGCUGGUCAAGGCCAAGGAAACCAAGGACAGAAACUAUUCCUAUCAUAUCAGCAUGGUUACUCCCCGUGCUCCGUACGACGCCAAAGCACCGCUAGUUCCGACCACCCAGAUCCUGUCAGAGGAGUUCGAUGAGCUCACUACCGAGUCACUUGACUAUCUGCCAGCACUCAAGCCCGAUCGUUCCUUCAGGAAUGCGACCCUGGGGUACACCCAGCUGCUGUUGUCUACGAUACUUUUGAUCUCAUUGAAUACCGCGACCCAAGGUCCCAGCAAUUUUCAGUGCCUUGACCAUGGCGAGAUGGCCAAAAACCCGCUCAUCUACGGCCCGCAGACCAAUACCGAGGUCUUCCAGCUGGAUGAGGUUAUCGAGCGCGGUCAGGUCAAUGAUACCGCUGGAACCACCCGCCGCACUGUCCCCAGCCAUGGCUUCUCACCUCUUCUCCGUGACACUGUCUUUGUGACCCCGUUCACAUAUGUGGUGAUUCGCUUCCGUGCGGAUAACCCAGGUGCCUGGCUCUUCCACUGCCACCUGGACUGGCAUACACCCAAUCUUCGUAGCGUGUUUGUCACUGCGCCCGAUGUCAUGCAGAGGACACUGAAGGUCCCGCAGUCUGUUUUGACCAGUGCCGCAUCCAGGUAUUCCAACUAG